GUGGAAAACCUGACACUCGCGCCUGCGUUUGACGCUCCGGUAGCUGAUGCAAGAAGUCGCUGCCAAGGAAGGUUGCAAACUGAACCACAGUAUAAUAUAUAUAUUUCAUUGUAAUCGGUUGAGACCCUUUCAGCAGCUAUGUCUGGAGAUGAGAUGAUCUUUGACCCCACCAUGACCCGCAAAAAGAAGAAGAAGAAGAAGCCCUUCAUGCUGGAGGAGGACGGGGUGGACGCGCCCAGCGAGGACACGCAGCCGCCCGAGGCCCGGGACCUGGAGCCCGACGGCGCGGACGACAAGGAGCUGGACCUGGAGGAGGACGAGGGCCGGAAGAAGGAGUCCACAGAUGACCUUGAUGACCUGAACUUUUUUAACCAGAAGAAGAAGAAGAAGAAGCCCAAGAAGAACUUUGACAACGACCUGGAGGAAGGGAUGAAGGUGGGCAGUGAGGAACUCAAGAUUGAGGUGGAGCAGUCAGAACCUCUGGAAGACGACGAUCUAAUGCUUCCCGCUAAGAAGAAAAAAUCCAAAAAAGUCGAUUUUCAGGAAGGAGAUGAUAUCCAAGACAAGGAUGAUGGCCAGGAGGACGAGGACGGGAGGAACAACGACGGCAUCACGUUCAGCACGCAGUCAGGGCCGGCCUGGGCCGGGACGAAAAGGGACUACACGUACGACGAGCUGUUGAACCGCGUCUUUAACAUCAUGCGGGAGAAGAACCCCGACAUGGUGGCCGGCGAGAAGAGGAAGUUUGUGAUGAAGCCGCCGCAGGUGGUCCGGGUCGGCACCAAGAAGACCUCCUUCGUCAACUUCACAGACAUCUGCAAACUAUUGCAUCGCCAGCCCAAGCAUCUCCUGGCCUUCCUGUUAGCUGAGCUGGGGACGAGUGGCUCCAUCGACGGGAACAACCAGCUGGUGAUCAAAGGAAGGUUCCAGCAGAAACAGAUAGAGAAUGUGUUGCGGAGAUACAUCAAGGAGUAUGUGACGUGUCACACCUGCCGCUCUCCGGACACCAUCCUGCAGAAGGACACGCGUUUGUACUUCCUGCAGUGCGAGACCUGUCACUCACGUUGUUCCGUGGCCAGCAUCAAGACCGGCUUCCAGGCCGUCACGGGCAAGAGGGCGCAGCUGCGUGCCAAGGCCAACUGAGCGGCUGGCUUACCCUCACUGCAACGGACACUUUCAUGAACUUUCAUGACUUGGCUGAAUUUGUUAUUGAAAACAUUGCCUAUUAAAAAACGACAUCAAUAAAAUGCAUACGAGUUGGAUGACCCAGUGCUGUCGAGCUGUCGGGCUGUUUUGUGAUACACUAACUGCAGGUUUGCUGGUUCGUUGUACGGAAAAUAACUCUGCUCCACCCAAGGUUGUCUUUUUGUUUUGUUUUUUUAGGACUAUUAUUCAGAAAUUAAAAGGAUAUGAAGGUUA
Messenger RNA from Conger conger (European conger), 1419 nucleotides. RefSeq names its product eukaryotic translation initiation factor 2, subunit 2 beta (gene eif2s2). The record is from RefSeq and is a predicted model, not a curated record. The coding region runs from base 139 to 1143 and encodes 334 amino acids. Gene Ontology annotation, biological process: formation of translation preinitiation complex; translational initiation; formation of cytoplasmic translation initiation complex. Gene Ontology annotation, cellular component: eukaryotic translation initiation factor 2 complex. The transcript has 9 exons. Lineage: Eukaryota; Metazoa; Chordata; Actinopteri; Anguilliformes; Congridae. Gene Ontology annotation, molecular function: translation initiation factor binding; translation initiation factor activity; mRNA binding.